CGCACACACAGUGACAUCGUCAUAGCGCUGGAUUCUGUUUUCACUCUUUGACAAUAUAGGAUAAAAAACAAUUCUUUGUAAACACACUUGGAUGGCUGAACCAGGCGAUGUGGAAAUGCAAAGUGUGAGGUUGUUUAACUUCUGAUUCAACAUAAAACAACCAAGAGCAUCAGCUGCUGUUUUCAACAAAGAAAAACGGACGGAGAUGGAGACUAGCACAAUGCCUCCAAAGGCCACGAGAUUCACAGUAGAAGAAGAAAAUGCACUGGUAUCCCAGGUGCUGGAGAUCAUUGGUGGGAUCACGCUUGAGGCCCUACAGACUCUGGACCAGCCUGAUGAGAGAGACGUGUGGUCGAUAGAGGAGGGGGAUGACUCUGUGUUCUACAGCGAUGAGGACCAAACUCAUCAGGACAUAAAGGAAAACACAGCUUGUGAUUUCAGUGCCCACAUGACCGAGCAUCUAGUCAAAAGUGAAGCAGCUGGAGAACCUGUUCCACAGAGGGAGGGUGAUCCAGGAGCAGAAGUCUUAAGUGACAAAGAGGAAGAGAAGGAAGUGACUCCGACUGUACAAGAAGAGGAAUGCCAAGAGCUCCAGACACCAAAAACUGAACAUGUGUAUCAGUCAGUGUCAACAGAUCCAGUAGCAGAAGCUAAUCUAGCUCCAGAAAACUCAGCUAGCACCAGUGGAGAAUCUCUACAACCAAACUGCACAAAUGCAGACAUGCAAACACAGCCUGGAAAGACUAUAUCAUCAGAAACAGCAAAUGUACAAGUAAAGGAGGAAGAAGUGGUGCCAGAGGCUCAGACGCCAAACCUCAACUCCUUUGGUGUAACUAAUGAGGAGAGUUAUACAAGGCUGAAUGUGGAGGCAGAGGUGCCAAUAGAGAGGUCGAGUGCUGAACUUGAGAUAUCAGGCAACAGACAGCCUGAGGUAGACCAGGAGCCAGAGCAGGACCGCAACUUCUAUGUUCCUGUUGAGUUUCAUCAGGGCCCCAGUCCAGGCUACUCCACCCUGCCUCUACCGAAGGAAUCCAGUCGCAACAAUGGCCAGCAGAAAUCUUUUGACCACCUCACCUCCUGCAAAUACAGCACCAUGUCCUACCGCAAGAUCCGCAGAGGCAACACCCGCCAGAAGAUAGAGGAGUUUGAAUACAUGAUAAUGAAUUUAUAAGAUGGUUUCAGAGCCACUUUCAGGAGAAAAAAAAACUGCAGGACAUGAUCCAUAACAAGAAACGAGCAUUAAUGGAUACUGAUUUUACGUUUUGGUAUAUUACAUGGUUUAUAUAUCUGUUAGUUCUGAAAUCUACUUGUAGAUAGUAUUGAAACUCUUCCAUACAGCUAUCUAGGUCACACAAACCUAACAAGAUUUCUAAAUGAGCUAUGCACUGUUUACAUCUGUUGUAUAGUAUCUGAUUGGAGAAGAAUAACUAACAGUCAUCUCAUUUCCAAGAGGUACUUUAGGGUUUUCAUCUGGUUUCAGCAUGAAAACCUCAUUAUGUAAGGCAGGUAUUUGAGUAGAAGAUUAAAUAAAUAAGAAGCUCUGGGAUUUAUAAUCCUACUUGCUAUAAUAACUAAGAUGUUGUUUGGUAUUAGAGCUUCAGUAUCUGAACCUCUGGAGAGAAACUCUGAGUACUGAAACUAUUAGGGUUUGUAUUUUCAAGUGAUUAAGAAAGCAUACAUAUAUAUAUAUAUAUAUAUACAUGUCUUAAUGGCUAGUGAAUAAAAAUGAACAUAAAUAAAGACAUUCAUGCCAUUAAA
Messenger RNA from Seriola aureovittata, 1758 nucleotides. RefSeq lists its product as uncharacterized. The transcript is spliced from 2 exons. Gene Ontology annotation, molecular function: actin filament binding. Lineage: Eukaryota; Metazoa; Chordata; Actinopteri; Carangiformes; Carangidae. Gene Ontology annotation, biological process: actin filament organization; regulation of cell shape. The record is from RefSeq and is a predicted model, not a curated record. Bases 206 to 1171 code for a protein of 321 amino acids.